This is a messenger RNA of Hemisphaericaspora subhashii, 1314 nucleotides long. It is a transcript of the gene CDC3, whose product is annotated as septin. Bases 1 to 1314 code for a protein of 437 amino acids. The transcript has a single exon. The record is from RefSeq and is a predicted model, not a curated record. Lineage: Eukaryota; Fungi; Ascomycota; Pichiomycetes; Serinales; Debaryomycetaceae. Gene Ontology annotation, cellular component: microtubule cytoskeleton; cell division site; septin complex. Gene Ontology annotation, biological process: cytoskeleton-dependent cytokinesis. Gene Ontology annotation, molecular function: molecular adaptor activity; GTPase activity; GTP binding.
AUGACUUCCUUUGAACAACCAGCACAAUCUCCAAUCUCACUCGCAAAUCCAGAAAUCAAGAUUGUCAAGAAAGCAUUGAAUGGAUUUGUUGGAUUUGCCAAUUUACCAAAACAAUGGCAUAGAAAAUCAGUUAGAAGAGGUUUCACUUUUAAUAUAAUGGCCAUUGGAGAAAGUGGAUUAGGUAAAACAACCUUAAUCAACACUCUUUUCAGUCGUGAAAUACUUAAUCAUAAGAAUGAUGAACUUGACCUUGAAGAAUCAGAACAAGAUUUAGAAAAAGGUGCAGUUCCAGUUAAAAUCAAAUCAACUCAAGCUGAUAUUGAAGAAGAUGGAGUUAGAUUGAAAGUUAGUGUCAUUACUGCUCCUGGAUUUGGUGAGUCUAUUAAUAAUACUGAUUAUUGGAAACCAAUUGUGGAUGAAAUUAAUAAUAGAUUUGAUUCAUAUUUGGAAGCUGAAUGUAAAAUCAAUAGAUUACAAAUUGUUGAUGAAAGAAUUCAUGCUUUCCUUUAUUUCAUCGAACCAACUGGUCAUUCAUUAAGAGCUUUAGAUAUUGCUCUUAUGAAAUUGAUUCAUGAAAAAGUUAAUUUGAUUCCUGUGAUUGCUAAAGCUGAUACUUUAACCGAUGAAGAAAUUAAUGAAUUUAAACAAAGAAUAUUAGCCGAUAUUGAACAUCAAGGGAUUAAAAUUUUCAAACCAAGAGAAUAUGAUGAUGAAGAUGAAGAAUCAGUUGAAAAUACCAGGAGAAUCAUAGAUAGUUUCCCAUUUGCUGUUGUUGGAUCCACUAAGGAAGUUCAAACUAUUGAUGGUAGAACUGUAAGAGGUAGACAAUAUCCAUGGGGUGUUAUUGAAGUUGAUAAUGAAGAUCAUAAUGAUUUUGUCAAAUUACGUGAAUUAUUAAUUAGAAACUUUUUAGAAGAAUUAAAAGAAACUACAGCAAAUAUACUUUAUGAAAAUUAUAGAACUGAAAAAUUAUCAAGAAUGGGAAUUGAACAAGAUAAUUCUGUAUUUAGAGAGUUUGAUCCAGCAGCUAGACAAGAAGAAGAAAGAGCUUUACAUGAAGCUAAAUUAGCCAAGAUGGAAGCUGAAAUGAAGAUGGUUUUCCAACAAAAAGUUAGUGAAAAGGAGAAGAAAUUGCAAAGAUCUGAAGCUGAUUUAUUUGCCAGACAUAAAGAAAUGAAAGAUAAAUUAACUAAACAAAUUAAAUUAUUAGAAGAGAAAAAGGCUCAAUUAGAAAAACAAAAGUCUUUACCUCAAGAUCCUCCUGCUGCAGCUACUCCAGUUCCAGCUAAGACUCGUAAAGGUUUCUUACGUUAA